Messenger RNA from Pogona vitticeps (central bearded dragon), 3954 nucleotides. The record is from RefSeq and is a predicted model, not a curated record. NCBI's taxonomy places the organism in Eukaryota, Metazoa, Chordata, Lepidosauria, Squamata, Agamidae.
ACAGCUCCUGGGACCAGUGCUUGUACUGGAUCCGGGCUGGCGUGGCUUGCCUCCCCUCUCCCACCACCAGCAUCCCUUUUCCUGGGGCUCAGGAAGGCAGCGGUGGGACCCUCCGCAGCUGGAAGAAGAAGAAGAAUUGAAAGCAUGGCAGACAAGAGGUUAUGAUCCUCGCUGCCUUAUCUCUGCCCGGAGAAAGCAAAGUGGUGGCACAGACGGCCAUAAAGCCCAAAGCCCUGCUGGGCGAGAGACGAAUUAAUCAGGAUUGAGACCCAGCCUUUCCGGUGACCAUGAUGAUGCAGAUGUUGGCCCUCCUCCUCCUCUUCGUCAUCUUCCGGUUCUUCCUGGGCCUCCCUUGGAUCCAGUUGAUCCCCGCCCUUUUAAUAUUCUACUUGGGGUCUGGAGGCUGGAAUUUCCUUCGUAUCUUCUUCAAGACAAUCAAACGGGAUGUGAUGGCUGGUCAGGCUGUCCUGUGGACCCGUUUCAGGAUCUGGUGGUACACCAAACAGAGAUACACCAUCCCACGGGUGUUUCAGCAGACAGUAAGCAAACACCCGGAGAAGGUGGCCCUCAUUUUCCAGGGAACGGGGGAGACCUGGACCUUCCGGCAGUUGGACGAUUACUCUAACAAGGUGGCCCACGCCCUGUACGAGCAAGGUUUCCGCUCCGGGGACGUGAUCGCCGUCUUCAUGGAGUCCCGCAACCAGUACGUGGGGCUCUGGCUCGGCAUGGCCAAGAUUGGGGUGGAGGCGGCCCUUCUGAACUCCAACGUGCGGCAGGAGUCUCUGCAGUACUGCAUCGGCAUCUCCCAAGCGAAGGCGGUGGUGUUUGGCAGCGAACUGGCCGAAGCCUUGCGGGAAGUUGAAUCUUCACUUGUCAAAGGCCUCCGUUUCUUCUGCUUUGGGGAGUGGAAAGCAGACAGCUUCCCAGCCGGUUCUGAACAUCUGGAUCCCUUGAUUGAAAAGGCGCCUUCCCACUCACCCGAUCCACCAGACAAGGGAUUCCAGGAUAAAUUGUUUUAUAUUUACACUUCUGGCACCACGGGGUUACCGAAGGCUGCGAUCAUCGUGCACAGCAGGUAUUUCCGUAUGGCGUCCCUGGUCUAUUACGGCUUCCGUCUGAAGCCUGACGACGUAGUUUAUGACUGUCUCCCACUGUACCACUCGGCAGGUACCGUAGUUGGAAUGGGCCAAUGCCUCCUUUACGGAAUGACGGUGGUGAUCCGGAGAAAGUUCUCAGCCUCUCAGUUCUGGGAAGACUGUGUGAAAUACAACUGUACGGUGGUUCAGUAUAUCGGGGAGAUUUGCCGAUACCUCUUGAACCAGCCGCACCACGAACUGGAGCGGAAGCAUCGUGUGCGGGUGGCCUUGGGGAACGGCCUGAGGGUCUCCAUUUGGAAGGAGUUCAUGGAACGCUUUGGGAUCUCACAGAUCGCCGAGUUUUACGGGGCCACGGAAUGCAACUGUAGCGUGGGCAACUUCGACAACAAGUUUGGGGCUUGUGGUUUCAAUAGCAGGAUCUUUCCCAACGUUCAUCCGGUCAAGCUCGUCCGAGUCAACGAGGACACCAUGGAGCUAGUCCGGGGACCGGACGGCCUCUGCAUCCUGUGUAAACCAGGAGAGCCAGGUCAGCUGGUCGGACGCAUCAAGCAAAACGACCCCAUGCAACGUUUUGAUGGCUACUUGAACCACGACGCCAACGCUAAGAAGAUCGCCCGCGACAUCUUCACCCACGGCGACUCUGCUUACCUCACAGGGGACGUCCUCGUGAUGGACGAACUGGGCUACCUGUACUUCCGGGACCGCACAGGAGAUACGUUUCGCUGGAAGGGUGAGAACGUUUCCACGACGGAAGUAGAGGGGACGCUCAGUCGGAUCCUGAACAUGACUGACGUCAUUGUCUACGGUGUGGACGUCCCAGGGACAGAAGGGAAGGCGGGCAUGGCUGCGAUCGUUGACCCCCACCGUUCCUGUGACCUGGAGGCCUUUACGGAGAACAUGAAGAAGGCGCUGCCUGCGUACGCCCGUCCCAUUUUCUUGCGGCUGCUGUCACAAGUCAGCACGACCAGCACCUUCAAAUUCCAGAAAGGGGACCUCCGGAAGGAAGGAUACGACCCCAACGUGGUGAAGGACCCGAUGUAUUUCCUGGAGCCCCAGCAGGGCCGGUAUUUGCCGCUCACCAAGGAGAUCUUCCAGAAGAUCCAGUCGGGCCAGGCCAAACUGUAGAAGAAGACCAUCUCCGAGGCCUUGGCGGCCUCCAUCUUAGGGUUGGCAAUAGGAAAUUGGGAAGAAGCCGGCGACGCUUGGAGGUGGACCAAAAAGGGACCGUUGGUUCGGGUGGGGUGGAUGCUUUUUUGUUUUCGGGUUGUUUGCUUUAAUUUUAUCAAGUUUACAGAGGACAGACGUAGGUGGGUGUUUUUUUUCAGUGUUUGGGGGGGGCAUUGGCAGGUGAGGGAGAUGUCUUCAUACCAAAGCAUAGAAAGAUGUUGGCUUUAUAUUCUGCUUUACGGAAAAGAGGGCCAUGCCUCUUGAUUCCACCCCAGCUGGGUUCAACAAGGGCAGGUGUUCUACAAAAUUCAAAGCUGGACUUUUUUUUUCUUUUUGCACACACACACACACACACCGGCUCCUUAUUUUGGCUUUCUUUUCCUUUUUCCACCUCUUGCCCACUGCCAAAAACCCGCAAAGACCGGCAAGGGCUGCACUGCGUCCUCACGCCUUUAGGGGGCGCCGUGGUGCUUUCUGUCCCAUUUGGGGGGCAGUCGCAUCCCCCACCCCGUUGUCUUGAGUUCUAUUUAACCAACUGGCUUCCAAUGUCCAUCCUCGGGCGGGGGAAAAACAGAAAGCAAGGACGACAGAAAAAAUGUAAUUUUUUUCAUUCCCCCUUUCUUCUUUAAUCAGGAGAGAUUGUCUCUUUCUUUAUGGCUGCUAAAAACGACAUCCCUGAAACGUGCAAAGCGUGCAAAGAGGGAUGACGGCAAUGCUGGGCAGUGGGGAGGGGGAACGUCUCUCUCUCUCUGCCGUGACACAGCUUUUUUUUCCAGGGAAACCAUUCUUUUCUACUUGCAUUAACAGGACAUUUAUUUGUGUUUGUAUGUGAGGUUUUUCUUGUUGUUGUAAUUUAUUACAUUUUUUUUUUCCAAAAAACGGAGGAGAAGAGAAUCGGCUGCAAAUGUUGCUUUUCGUUCUCCGCCACGAGAUGGCCUGAGUUUCUUCGUUCUGUACGUUCAUCCCUCUGACAGCGCUGUAUUUUGUAUCUUGUAGAAAUGCGUCUGCCUUCAUGUCCUUUCAGAGAGGAUGAGAGGGAUAAAUCUUUUUUCAAAAAAAAGAUCAGAUCAGAUUGCCCUUAUUAAGAAACUGAUCAGACGGCCAGUUUCUUAAUAAGGGCAAUCCCCGGUUGUGUCCUGGUGGGUACCACGUUGCCUUCCAAAGGUUCUUACCUGGUGCUUACGCCUCCUUGCUUUUUUUUCCAGGAGAGGGAGGAUCUGUGCAUGCAUUGUGGCAACUCGGCUCUUAAAUAACCAGCAGCAAACGUUCAGGGCAUGUCCCUUGUUUGACUUUCCUGCAGUCUCAGAAAGCACAGCACAACACAAAUGUGGGUGCACCCUAUAGCUGGACCCUCUAGGGGGCAGGCACAUGAUGCGUGCAUAGGAGUGCUUUACCAUAGUCACUUCUUAGAAAAGCAGAUUUUGCAUGGGAUGUGUGGACUGACAGCGUUAGAUACACGGGAGAUGGUGGCGGAGAAUUGAAUUGCUCCUCAGCUCAGCUGAAAAAAAGAAAAGCUGGUCUUGAGAUGUAGCCCAGUUUCUUAUGUAGGUGUAGAGGUUAAACUGCAGUAUUGCAAGCAAGACUCUGCUUGCAACCUGAAUUCGAUUCCAGAGGGCUCAGGUAGACGGCUCAAGGUUGACUCAGCCUGCUAUCCUUCCAAGGUCAGUAAACUGAGUACCCAGCUUGGGGG